UAUUCCGGAAUCUCUCCGUCGCCCCCGAAGCUUGUCUACACCGGACUGUUGACGACGCCCUGGGUCAAGCCUCAAGGGCCCGAGGCGUACCGCAAGCUCAAGCAGGUUCGUGGCGUGUUUAAUCACCGAGUCAACGACGUCUGGGAGGACCUAGGUCCCCAGGUUCGGGACCUACUGAACGUUCAGCGGAUUUCGUGGACGUCCGUUGACGUCGCUCGUUUCAUCACCGACGGAGAAUCUGACAAGGCGAUUGUCGGGCCUGUGGUCCUAUGGAUCGGCGUUCGCCCCGGUUCGCUCGAGGGCGCACCAGCCUUCAGCUCUGGCGCGGAGAUCCUGGAGAUCCUCAAGUCCUUCGGCAUCGAGGACGUCAAGGUAGAAUAUCGCGAGUCA
Molecule: messenger RNA, 390 nt
Organism: Punctularia strigosozonata HHB-11173 SS5
Lineage: Eukaryota; Fungi; Basidiomycota; Agaricomycetes; Corticiales; Punctulariaceae
Exons: 1
Source: RefSeq, a predicted model, not a curated record